Cydia strobilella is the source of this 1516-nucleotide messenger RNA. It is a transcript of the gene cni, whose product is annotated as protein cornichon. Gene Ontology annotation, biological process: endoplasmic reticulum to Golgi vesicle-mediated transport. The record is from RefSeq and is a predicted model, not a curated record. Bases 24 to 458 code for a protein of 144 amino acids. The transcript is spliced from 4 exons. NCBI's taxonomy places the organism in Eukaryota, Metazoa, Arthropoda, Insecta, Lepidoptera, Tortricidae. Gene Ontology annotation, cellular component: endoplasmic reticulum membrane; COPII-coated ER to Golgi transport vesicle.
UUUUGUCAAUUAGUUUUGUCAAAAUGGCGUUUAGCUUUCCUGCCUUUUCCUAUAUUAUAGCCCUCAUAAUAGAUGCAUUCCUUAUAUUUUUCUCAAUUUUCCAUGUGAUAGCUUUUGAUGAACUUAAAACUGAUUAUAAAAAUCCAAUAGAUCAAUGUAACAGCCUCAACCCGCUAGUCCUGCCGGAAUAUCUGCUGCACUUGUUUAUAAACGUGUUAUUCCUGCUAUCGGGAGAAUGGUUUUCGCUGUUGAUAAACGUGCCUUUGAUUCUGUAUCACAUACACAGAUACCGCACGCGGCCAGUGAUGUCAGGGCCUGGCCUGUAUGACCCCACAAGCAUAAUGAAUGCAGAUGUUCUGACAGUUUGUCAAAGAGAAGGCUGGAUCAAAUUGGCGUUCUACCUCUUGUCAUUCUUCUUAUACUUAUACGGAAUGAUUGUGGUGCUGAUUGCAGCAUAAUUUGGAUGGCAGACGCCGCAGACCCUAAUGUUAAGUGGUACCCCUGUUGUUUAUAAUUAGCACUCUUAAGUCAUUGUAUGAGGAACAAAUUCGUGUAAAUGGUUUUUACCUGACAGGGAAGCUCAUCAUUUGACUAAUCUGUAUUGGCAGAUCUGUUACAAUAGGUACAUACUUUUUUUUCUUACAGUUCAGUUUAGUUUGACGACUGGUCUGGCCUAGUGGGUAGUGACCCUGCCUGUGAAGCCGAUGGUUCUGGGUUCGAAUCCCGGUAAGGGCAUUUAUUUGUGUGAUGUGCACAGAUAUUUGUUCCUGAGUCAUUGGUGUUUUCUAUGUAUUUAAGUAUUUAAAUAUUAUAUAUAUAUCAUUGUCUGAGUACCCUCUUAUUUAUUAUUAAAAUGAGCUUCUUUUAUUUGAUAUUAUAGUUUGAAUUUCGUUAUAGUUUGAAAAACUUUAUUUUUUAAUUUUCUCAUUUACCCCCCAAAAGUGACCCCCAUGUUUAGAAUUCCUUUGUUUACGUUACAUGUCAGUCUUUGGGUCACAAAUUUACAUUUGUGUACCAAAUUUCAACUUAAUUGGUCCAGUCGUUUUAGAGAAAAUGAGCUGUGACAGACGGACAGACAGACAGACGCACGAGUGAUCCUAUAUGUGAUAAGGGUUCCAUUUUUUCCUUUUGAGGUACGGAGCCCUAAAAAAGUAAAAAAAACAGUAUACUGUCAAUGUUAUCAAUAUUUUGUUUAUCAAAGAAAAUUACAAAAAUUAUAUUGUGUACUUAAUAAAAUCUGAUCAUAAAAUGAAUAUUGUGUGUAUUCACUGCAGAAUCUGAUAGCAACACGCAAUACUAAUAGUAUGUAGGUAAACAGUAACACUUAAUUAUUACACUUGGGUCAGUGUGAAUAUAGUAAUAACAGCAUAUCUUUUACUUUAUCCUGUUGCUGUUUAUAUGUAUCAAUGUCUGUCGGGGUUGUUGCCCUAUAUUGUUGCAAUUCUAGUGACUGUUGUGUGUAAUUUGUGAACGAAAGUAUUUUAUUAAUAAAAAUUACUGCUAAUAAUUUAUGUAA